Pongo pygmaeus (Bornean orangutan) is the source of this 3700-nucleotide messenger RNA. RefSeq names its product kallikrein-2. The transcript has 7 exons. Gene Ontology annotation, molecular function: serine-type endopeptidase activity. Lineage: Eukaryota; Metazoa; Chordata; Mammalia; Primates; Hominidae. Gene Ontology annotation, cellular component: secretory granule. The record is from RefSeq and is a predicted model, not a curated record. Gene Ontology annotation, biological process: zymogen activation; regulation of systemic arterial blood pressure. The coding region runs from base 590 to 1693 and encodes 367 amino acids.
AGUCACGUCCCAACCAUGGAGCUGUGGACGUGAGUGCCCUGGUGGAUGCGGCCUGCGUGAUGCCAGGCUGGGGCUGGUGUCCGAUAAAGAUCCUAGAACCAUAGGAAACCAGGACUGAAAGAGAAAGGGUCUCACUUUGUUGCCCUGGCUAAUCUUGAACUUCUGACUUCAAGUGAUUCUUCAGCCUUGGACUCCCAAAGCACUGGGAUUGCUGGCAUGAGCCACUCACCGUGCCUGGCUUGCAACUUAAUCUUGGAGUGUAUAAACCUGGCUCCUGAUAGCUAGACAUUUCAAUGAGAAGGGGGCAUUGGAUUUUGCACGAGGACAAUUCUGACCUAGGAGGGCCGGUCAACAGGAAUCCCUGUUGUACCUGUACAUUGUACAGGUGUGGAGAAUGAGGAAUGAGGAGCUACCGGAACCCCAUAUUGUUUAGUGGACACUGGAUUUUGAAAUAAUAGGGAACUUGGUCUGGGAGAGUCAUAUUUCUGGAUUGGAGAAUAUGUGGUAUCACAAGGUUUUAUGAUGAGGGAGAAAUGUAUGUGGGGAACUAUUUUCUGAGUGUGGAAGUGCAAGAAUCAGAGAGUACUGAAUGCCAAGGCUUCUAUUUCAGGAACAUGAUCAUGUCUCCAUGAUCCAUAGGCCCUGCCCAAUCUGGCCUCACACCCUGGGAAUGCUCCAGACUGAUCUAGUAUGUGCGGAACAGCAAGUGCUGGCUCUCCCUCCCGUGCCACAGCUCUGGGUGUGGGAGGGGGUUGUCCAGCCUCCAGCAGCAUGGGGAGGGCCUUGGUCAGCAUCUAGGUGCCAGCAUGGCAAGGGCAGGGUCCUGGAGAAUGAAGGCUUUAUAAAGCUCCUCAGGGAGGCUCCCCAGCCCCAAACUCACCACCUGGCCGUGGACACCUGUGUCAGCAUGUGGGUCCUGGUUCUGUUCAUCGCCUUGCCUGUGGGGUGCACUGGUGCCGCACCCCUCAUCCAGUCUCGGAUUGUGGGAGGCUGGGAGUGUGAGAAGCAUUCCCAACCCUGGCAGGCGGCUGUGUACAGUCAUGGAUGGGCACACUGUGGAGGUGUCCUGGUGCACCCCCAGUGGGUGCUCACAGCUGCCCAUUGCCUAAAGAAGAAUAGCCAGGUCUGGCUGGGUCGGCACAACCUGUUUGAGCCUGAAGACACAGGCCAGAGGGUCCCUGUCAGCCACAGCUUCCCAUACCCGCUCUACAAUAUGAGCCUUCUGAAGCGUCGAAGCCUUAGACCAGAUGAAGACUCCAGCCACGACCUCAUGCUGCUCCGCCUGUCAGAGCCUGCCAAGAUCACAGAUGCUGUGAAGGUCCUGGGCCUGCCCACCCAGGAGCCAGCACUGGGGACCACCUGCUACGCCUCAGGCUGGGGCAGCAUCCAACCAGAGGAGUUCUUGCGCCCAAAGAGUCUUCAGUGUGUGAGCCUCCAUCUCCUGUCCAAUGACAUGUGUGCUAGAGCUUACUCUGAGAAGGUGACAGAGUUCAUGUUGUGUGCUGGGCUCUGGACAGGUGGUAAAGACACUUGUGGGGGUGAUUCUGGGGGUCCACUUGUCUGUAAUGGUGUGCUUCAAGGUAUCACGUCAUGGGGCCCUGAGCCAUGUGCCCUGCCUGAAAAGCCUGCUGUAUACACCAAGGUGGUGCAUUACCAGAAGUGGAUCAAGGACACCAUCGCAGCCAACCCCUGAGUGCCCCUGUCCCACCCCUACCUCUAGUAAAUUUAAGUCCACCUCACGUUCUGGCAUCACUUGGCCUUUCUGGAUGCUGGCCACCUGAAGCUUGGAACUCACCUGGCCAAAACUCGAGCCUCCUGAGUCCUACUGACCUGUGCUUUCUGGUGUGGAGUCCAAGGCUGCUAGGAAAAGGAAUGGGCAGACACAGGUGUAGGCCAGUGUUUCUGAAAUGGGUAUAAUUUCGUCCUUUUCUUCAGAACACUGGCUGUGUCUGGAGACUUCUCACUCAGUUUCAGUGAGGACACACACAAGGACGUGGGUGACCAUUUUGUUUGUGGGGUGCAGAGACAGGAGGGGUGGGGCCCACCCUGGAAGAGUGGACAGUGACACAAGGUGGACACUCUUUACAGAUCCCUGAGGAUAAGCUGGAGCCACAAGGUACGAGGCACACGCACAGCAAGGAUGACACUGAAAACAUAACCCACUCUGUCCUGGGGGCACUAGGAAGCCUAGAUAAGGCUGUGGGCAGAAAGAAGGGGAGGGUCCUUCUAUGUUGUUGAAGGAGGGACUAAGGGGAGAAACUGAAAGCUGAUUAAUUACAUGAGGUGUGUUCAGGUCCCCCAAACCACUGUCAGAUUUGAUGGUUUCCUAGCAGGACUUACAGAAAUAAAGAGCCAUCAUGCUGUGGUUUAUCAUGGUUUGUUACAUUGAUAGGAUACAUAUUGAAAUCAGCAAACAAAACAGACAUAUAGAUUAGAGUGUGGAGAAAACAGAGGAAAACUUGCAGUUAUGAAGACUAGCAAUUGGCUUUACUAAGUUUUCAGACUGGCAGGAAGUCAAACCUAUUAGGUUGAGAACCUUGUGGAGUGUAGCUGAUCCAGCUGAUAGAGGAACUAGCCAGGUGGGGGCCUUUCCCUUUGGAUGGGGGGCAUAUCUGACAGUUAUUCUCUCCAAGUAGAGACUUAUGGACAGCACAUAAUUCUCCCUGCAAGGAUGUAUGAUAAUAUGUACGAAGUAAUUCCAACUGAGGAAGCUCACCUGAUCCUUAGUGUCCAGGGUGUUUAUUGGGGGUCUGUAGGACCAGUAUGGAGUACUUGAAUAAUUGACCUUAAGUCCUCAGACCUGAGGUUCCCUAGAGUUCAAACAGAUACAACAUGGCCCAAAGUCCCAGAUGUACAAAAACAGGGAUUCAUCACAAAUCACAUCUUUAGCAUGAAGUGUCUGGCAUGGCCCAAGGCCCCAAGUAUAUCAAGGCACUUGGGCAGAACUUUCCAAGGAAUCAAAUGUCAUCUCCCAGGAGUUAUUCAAGGGUGAGCCCUUUACUUGGAAUAUACAGGCUUUGAGCAGUGCAGGGCUGCUGAGUCAACAUUUUACUGUACAGUGGCUGAGGGAAAGGGAGAGGAUGAGGAAACCCCCCUGGGGAUUUGGUUUGGUCUUGUGAUCAGGUGGUCUAUGGAGCUAUCCCUACAAAGAAGAAUCCAGAAAUAGGGGCACAUUGAGGAAUGACACUGAGCUCAAAGAGCAUUCAAUCAUUGUUUUAUUUGCCUUCUUUUCACACCAUUGGUGAGGGAGGGAUUCCCACCCUGGGGUUAUGAAUAUGGUUGAACACCCCACACGUAGCACUGGAGAUAUGAGAUCAACAGUUUCUUUGCCACAGAGAUUCACAGCCCAGAGCAGUAGCACGCUGCACACCAUGCAGGAUGACAUGGGGGAUGCGCUCAGGAUUAGCGUGAAGAAGCAAGGACUGUUAGAGGCAGGCUUUAUAGUAACAAGACAGUGGGGUGAACUCUGAUUUCCAUGGGGGAAUGUCAUGGUCUUGCUUUACUAAGUUUUGACACUGGCAGGUAGUGAAACUCAUUAGGCUGAGAACCUUGUGGAAUGCAGCUGACCCAGCUGACAGAGGAAGUAGCCAGGUGGGAGCCUUUCCCAGUGGGUGUGGGACAUAUCUGGCAAGAUUUUGUGUCAGUCCUGGUUACAGAUACUGGGGCAGCAAAUAAAAUUGAAUCUUGUUUUCUGACAUUA